ACAAGGAGGGUUAACUGUAAGUAUUGACUCCCUAGAUAAGUAUCUCUCUCCCUUUUCCCUCUCAACAUAAGUUAGUUGUUUGAGUUGUGGAGUUAGGUGGCUAGUUAACAGGAAAGCGGAACUAGCAAGCUAGCAGCACAUUAGCUGGGUUACCGAGUUGCCUACGGAUCCUGCCUGUUUACGAUCCUUACAAGCCUACUGCAAUUUUUCAGACAAUGCCGCAGAAUAUCGAGCUCGGUGCCACGGGGGGAGCCUCCAAACCGGACAGCAGAAACAUGGAAGACAUGACUGUGGAGCAGAUGACCAUGAAGGCCAACCAAGUGACGGACGAGUCACUGGAAAGCACCCGGAGGAUGCUGCAGAUGGCAGAGGAGAGCAAACAGACUGGCAUCAACACCAUGGUGAUGUUGGACGAGCAAGGAGAGCAGCUGAGGCGUGUGGACGAGGGCUUGGACCAGAUCAACCAGGACAUGAGACAGGCUGAGAAAAACCUGACGGACCUCUCCAAGUGCUGCGGCCUCUGUGUCUGCCCCUGUAACAGGGUGUCGUCUAUUGAGCAUGACUCACAAUACAAACGUACCUGGGGUAUUAGAGGAGCUGACGGGGAAGUUGACGCCAAUGGUUCAAAUGUAGUCUCAAAGCAGCCCUCAGGCGUUCACAAUGGCCAGGCUGGCCAGGUGAACACCUCGGCGCCCUCAGGCCCGUACAUCAAGAGGAUAACCAACGAUGCACGCGAGGAUGAAAUGGAGGAGAAUCUGGAAGCAGUGGGCAGCAUCGUUGGCAACCUGAAAACUAUGGCUCUGGACAUGGGCAAUGAGAUAGACCAGCAGAACAAACAUAUUGACAACAUCACUAGCAAGGCGGAAAUGAACAGGCUUCGUAUUGAUGAAGCGAACCAGCGAGCCAACAAGCUCCUCAAGUAGACAAGGAACCCUGCUUCUGCCAGUUUUAUCUAUCAACCUUGAGCCUCUGUCGCCACACUCAUACACACACUGCAUAUACAUGCACAAACACAUCUCUUUAACAUAAAAAAAAGAAAUUCAGUCAGGAAGAAUAUCUUUUGCCAUCAGUGUGCUAGCCUUAUAUUGCACUAAGAUGUAGGUAGAAUACACAAAUAUUUGUAAAAUUUAAAAAUUUGCCAGCAUCUUUGAAACAUGCAUUUAUAGUCACGCUGGACUUUAAGAAGCAGCAAGGGCAUCAGAAAAUGCACCAUAGAGGAAGUGACGGACUGCCUAUCACUGCUGUUCGAUACCAAAUAUGCACCAGGCCUGUUGUAUCAAAUCUCAACAUUCACAGGAAGGGAAGUAGCACAGGUCAGCUGCUUUGCUCUCAUUUUUUUAAUUUCUCAUUUUUUUCGCCUUUCAAGUCAAGAACUAUGACCUCACUUUGUCUUUGUGCAUCCCUAGUUUGUAUGGAUGAGCUCAUGUAUGAGGUCACGGAUACAUGCUCAUUAGCUGUCUUUUAGUGGUUUUCAGCACUGCAUUAAUUAAUGUGUCACCCCCUGUUGGUCCUAUCUUGAUACAGCAUCUAGUUUUAUGAUAAAACAUUGAAUUUGAAACUAAUGCGUCUUACUCAAAUUCUUAUCAGUUUAAUGUGUAAUUAGGUUUAUUGUAUUGUGUAAUAUUGAGACGAUGUGCUUAUUUAAUUACUUUAUCAAGCAGAAAUGACUUGCGAAUAAAGUUGUGGUUUUUAACACUUUGUUCUCAUGUCAUAUGCCAUUUCAGAUGUAAAAGCUAUUUCACAAAAAAUAUAAACCAUUGUGCUUUGGAGUGAGUCAUGGCAAAUGCUUUCAUGCUGGAAUUCAAAGCACCUACCCCUAAAUGAUGGCAGUUAAUGUUUUUUUAUUUUAUUUUUUCUGAAUGAUGAGAAGUCAGUGUCAUAACUAUUUGCAAGAAAAUUGUGAGACACUGAACUGGUGUUACAAAUGUAAUAUAUACUAGUAAUCACUUGUCCUUCAAAUGUGAAGGAGGGUCAGUAAGCAUCGUGAGUGAAGUUCAUCAAUAACUCCUCCAAAGCAUCUGGUUUAUUUUAGAAUAACACUGAAUAUGUGAAACAUAACAGUGGAUGAAUAACAGUAGAUUUGGCAUCAGUGAAUCAACUGCUGUACUUCAUAUUUAGUGUCUCUUGCGGGUUUUUUCACUCUUGCCACAGUGUUGAUGUAAAUACUGAAACAUAUUGUAGCCGUUGAAAUUAUCUGCCUGUAGUCAUUCUGUUAAUCUAAUUUCGCUCUUCUUUCUUUGUCACCUCCUGGUUAAUAGAGAUUUAUAGCACCCAAGUGCGGAAAAAUUAAUUGCCUCAAGUCUGAUAUUUUCAGUUUGUAAAAGUAUGAAAACUAAUUUCUAAAACACACUGCUGUACAUUGUUUAAUUAAAUAUAAUUUCUCACAUUGGCUCACUAGGUCAUUGUCAUUAUGGUAUAAGCAGCAGUUUUGUCAUAAUGAAAACAACCUAGGAUGUUUAAAAUUAAGGAAAUUAGUCUAGAAAAAAAGUAAUUUAGAAAUGGCAGGACCCCUGUCAAUGCCUUAUAGGUGAUCCAUGAUUGUGUUCUAACAACCAUUGUAUCACAAGCUGCUCCUCUUGUUUAUGUAAAUAGCCAGUUUCCACCGCAGAGCUGCAGUGAAAUGAUAAUAUCUGAUCAUUUGUUUUGUCAAAGCCGUAGCCAGGCUGAGAAAUUACUGCAGGCAACAGGAUGCAAAAGUAUACAUGUAAAUGAAUGAUGUUUCAGGGGUAAGAAGCGGAAUAAGUCCUGGUGGGCUCUGUUAAUGCCUUGCUGUGGAAAAUUGGCUAAUGAUAAAGUAAUACAUUAUUCUCAAAAUCUCUCAUAUUCAUCUUCCAGCUUAUUUGUUUUGAGGAAAAAUGAUAAUGGGUAUGCUCUGCUGCAGGCAUGCACCUAUUGAGUUUGUAAAGAUUGAAAUGAACUGUUAUUCAGGGCUUUGUGUUGCUAUAAAUGAUCUUCCUCAGCCUGCUACUUGUCAGCUGAGAUCUAAUUGGUCUAGCCUAAGGCUGACUCGCUGUCUUAAGGCUGUUUAUCCAUUGUUUUAUCAACAGCCACUGGAAUGUGACCGGUUUUUGAAUAUGUUCAUAUGCAGCUCUCCUUAUCUGAAAUUAGCUUGGUUAGCAAAUGACUUUUCAACAAAGUAAAAAUGCAUUUUGUUUCACACCUGCCUCUAUUAAAUUGUUUGUAUUCAAUAAAUCUAUUCUGAAAUUCA
Sander lucioperca (pikeperch) is the source of this 3208-nucleotide messenger RNA. Its product is annotated as synaptosomal-associated protein 23. Gene Ontology annotation, cellular component: plasma membrane; SNARE complex. The coding region runs from base 216 to 923 and encodes 235 amino acids. Gene Ontology annotation, molecular function: syntaxin binding; SNAP receptor activity. NCBI's taxonomy places the organism in Eukaryota, Metazoa, Chordata, Actinopteri, Perciformes, Percidae. The record is from RefSeq and is a predicted model, not a curated record. The transcript is spliced from 8 exons. Gene Ontology annotation, biological process: exocytosis; synaptic vesicle priming; synaptic vesicle fusion to presynaptic active zone membrane.